GCGGUGGCGUCCAGGGCCUGCGCUGGGGACGGCCGGCCGGCGCCUGGGACCCGGAGGGACUCUGGUGCCGGGACAGCAUGUGACACUGCCCAGGAAAUGCAGUCGAGAUGUGAGGCUGUGAGGAUAGCAGGAUUCAGCCCCGAUGGAGGCUGCGGAGCCCCGGAGUGGAGCACCGGGUCCCAUUCCUGUGGCAGAAUUCAGUGAUAUCCCUGAAGCUCUUAUGAGAAGCAGCCAGCCGCUUGCCGUGGGGCCCGAAGCUCAGGAAGGCCGGGACCCAUCCUGUAAGUGGACAGAGGAACGCAGGCUCUGGGAGACCCAGCAGAGAGAUGAAAGAGAUGUGAAUGACUGUGCAGCUGAGAGUAUGACAUCUUUCCCCAAGGAAGCCCCUUCGGAUGUGGAGACCAAACAGGAAAACCUUAUGGCCGAGGCCUGGGACACCCCAGACUGCCAGGAGGCAGUGCCCAGGAGCCUGGCAGACAGACAGGCAAGGACGCCAGCUCCUCCAGAGCGCUGGGCCUGCCCUGUCCAGGGUAAACUUCUGGACAUGGCCCCACUAUGCAGCGAACUGCGCAGCAGAUUGGAGGUGGAAUUCAGACCAGAAUUCCCUUCUUUGAUGUUGGGGACUGGACAAGCAGCAGAGAAAGAAGAAGCUUCUCCAGAUGCUUCUGCUCGGGCCAGAUGUUCAUCUUCCUGUGAAGAGCACCUUGUAGAGACCGACUUGCUGCAGGAGUCUGAAAGUGGGGCUGCCAGGCAGGGCCAAGAGCUGCAGGAAAGUCCAGGGAAAGAAAGGCUUGUGUGUCCCCAGAAGGCCAAGGGUCAGGAGGUGCAGGGACAAGAAGAGAGGGAGGCUGUGUGUUCUGAGGGGCUUCUAAGGGAGCGGGAAUGGAUAGGGGAGCAGGUUAAUGGUACACAGGGAGGACAGAUGCAAGAUGAUAUGGUGCUUGCAAAACAAGGAGAAAGGGAGGGGCCUAAUGAGGAAUUGGGAGGUGUAAAUUGUGAUGAGUGGGAGGGAAGGACUCGGGGCCAGGAAGAUCUGGAAGUGGGUGAACAGAAGAAGAGGGAGGUGAGGGGGCCUGAGGAGAGUAGGGUGGGUGCUCAGUGUCAGGAGUAUCAAAGCUUAGCCAGGAGGUCAGUGAACGUACCUGGAAGGCAAGAACGUCAAGGGCUGCCAGGGACACUAAAGCUGGAGGAGGAGGCAGAAGAUUGGGAUGGGGCUGCAUUGGGGAGAGUGGGAGGAGAGAGGAUUUCAGAGGAGGGGGAAGAGCAUGAUGGUCUUCCCAUACUGGCCCCCAAGGUUUAUUCUUCCUGUGACUUGUUACCAGAUGCUUGUAAUGCCAGGAUUCCUGGUUCUCAGGCAGAGUUGAGGGCUGAGGAGCUUUGUCCCAUAGCUCAGACUCCUUCCCUGGAGCCUAUAGUAGGUUCCUGUCAGUCCAGUCCUUCACCUAGCUUCUUUCCUGAUGGGGGGUCACGAGCUCAAGAAAUAGCUCAGGACCCUCAGCCAGAGGGUUCCCAGCUGGGGACAGGGGCAGCAUCCAGUGGGAGGCCCCGGGUGGCCUCAGCCAGUGCACCUGAGACAUCUCCAAACUCACCAGAUUCAGCUCCCUCCACAUCUGCCAAAGUCUCCUCCAGCAGAGCCACCUUGCCGGCUGCCAGCCCCCCGAUUGCCAUCCCUAGGACAAAAGUCUCUCUGGAUGCAUAUUCUCCAGAAACCUCCAGGGCCUCUUUCCCCACCGACAUCCCAUCUUCCUGUGGGGCUUCUGAGACUCUCCCGGCGGCCCUCCCCGGCUCCCCCUCUGCUGAGGCUACCAUGGACCCACAUGGCAGCUCCAACGGGGCCAGUCCACAAAGCCCCCUCGCUGACUUCACAGGGGCCAGUCAGCACCUAUUGAGCAACUCCUUCCCGGGCUCUCACAGGACACAGCUGACCCCGGACCUGGUGGGACGAUCACUUUCCUUCUCUCAUUCUGAGUUGCCUCAGAGACCUCCCAAACAUGCCAUCCAUGUCUCUGUGAUCCCAAGAAGGGACAGGAAAAGCAGUAGGGACUUCAACGUUAUUCCAGAAUUCCCUAGUUCAUUGUCCACUCUGGGGCACGACUCUGGAGACUUCACCUCUGAUCCACACAGGCCCGGCAGUCCCCACAGCAGCCAGCCAUGGGGCUCCCCACAUAAUUCAGCCUUCGCCCAAGGGUCUCCUGUGUAUGGCUCUUCACCGCCUCCUGUCUUCGUAGAUACAAGGCUGAAUGAACCUCCACCUCCUGCUCCUCCAAAGAAGAGGCACGUCCACCCUUCUGCGGUGGAGAGAGACAGCCAUCUCAGUGCAGCGGUCCCCACGCUGAGGCACUGUAGCUACCCUCCAUUGGCCCUAAGUUCAGGGCUAUGUGGCCCCCCCAAAGUUCCACUUCCUGAAAUUCCUGACCCCCAUGUGGCAAGGCAAUACCGACCUCUGCCCUCUACUCCAGACGACUCCCACCAUAGUCAGACUUCUUUCUCCCAAAGGUUGAGAUACAACAAGCCAUUACCCCCAACUCCUGAUUUGUUUCAGCCCCAGCAUUCUCCCGUUUCUCAUAAUAGCACAAGGAUCUACAGGCCUCUACCCCCUGUUCCUGUCAUAAAUCCCCUCAACGAACCACCACCAUUACCCCCGAAGGCCAGAGGGAGGAACAAGAGCAUUCAGGGAGCACUCACGAAUUCAGGGGGUCAAGCCAAGCCAAGGCCUGUUGGUCAAGAGUGGGCAGCAUCUAGUUCCCACUCUGGAGGACGUACCUCUUGGCCCCCAGCCAUGGGCAGAUCAACAGACUCUUUGGCUUCCACCAGUAGGAGAAAGAGUGAAAUAUCCCCUGACAUUGCUUUCAGCAACAUGACAAGCCUUCCAAGUCCCUCUUCCCCAACCUCGCCCUGGACUGUGGGUCUCCAGGAACCCAUCUCUGAACCAGGGCACUCAGAAGAGUCAGAGGCCUCUGCCAAGAGAUCUUUGAGAAGAAUGGACCCUCAGGAAGGAGCCAAUGGCCUGAGGAGGUCGGCUGUAGGUCGAACAAAGCAGACUGAAAAACCCAGCCAUCCCCACCUGGAGAAGGCAUCCAGCUGGCCCCACAGGCGGGACCCAGGGAGACCACCGCAGGACAGUGCUGGACAGGCUGCCAUCUCUGGUGAGGGCUCCAGUAAGCACAAGGGCUGGCAUCGGCAAGGUCUGCGCAGACCUUCCAUCUUACCUGACGGCUCUUCAGAUACAAGAGGCCCCACCACAGAAAAGCCUCCUGGCCCUUCAGACACCAUUGUUUUUCGGGAGAAAAAGCCAAAGGAGGUGAUGGGAGGCUUUUCAAGACGCUGCUCAAAGCUCAUCAACUCCUCCCAGCUGCUUUACCAGGAGUACAGCGAUGUGGUUCUGAACAAGGAGAUUCAGAGCCAGCAGCGGCCGGACAGCUUGGCAGAGGCCUCUGGGCCCCCCUCCCCCCGGCAGCCCCGAAAGGUCCUGGUGUCCUCAGAGUCUUACCUGCAGCGCCUAUCCAUGGCCUCCAGGAGCUCCCUCUGGCAGGAGAUCCCUGUGGUGCGCAAUAGCACUGUGCUGCUCUCCAUGACCCACGAAGACCAAAAACUUCAAGAGGCCAAAUUUGAGCUGAUUGUGUCAGAGGCUUCCUACCUGCGCAGCCUGAACAUAGCUGUGGAUCACUUCCAGCAUUCAGCCCAGCUUCGGGCCAUCCUUUCCAACCAAGACCAGCAGUGGCUCUUCUCUCGCCUACAGGACGUGCGUGAUGUCAGUGCCACGUUCCUUUCAGACCUGGAGGAGAACUUUGAGAACAACAUCUUCACCUUCCAUGUGUGUGAUGUAGUCCUGAACCAUGCCUCCCACUUCCGUCGUGUCUACCUGCCUUACGUCACCAACCAGACCUACCAGGAACGCACCUUCCAAACUCUGCUGAGCACUAACAGCAGCUUCCGUGAGGUCCUAGAGAAGCUGGAGAGUGACCCCAUCUGCCAGCGCCUGUCCCUCAAGUCCUUUCUGAUCCUGCCAUUCCAGCGCAUCACCCGUCUCAAACUGCUGCUCCAGAACAUUCUGAAGAGAACACAGCCUGGAUCCUCAGAGGAAGCAGAGGCCACAAAGGCACACCAUGCCCUGGAGGAGCUGAUCCGAGACUGCAAUAACAACGUCCAGAGAAUGCGCCGGACGGAGGAGCUCAUCUACCUGAGCCAGAAGAUUGAGUUUGAAUGCAAAAUAUUCCCGCUCAUUUCACAGUCACGCUGGCUGGUGAAGAGUGGCGAGCUGGCUGCCCUGGAGUCCAGUAUCUCCCCAGGACUGCGAAGGAAACUGAACACGCGUCCAGUCCACCUUCAUCUCUUCAAUGACUGUCUGUUGCUGUCUCGGCCCCGAGAGUCAGUGAUUGGAAUGGGAGGCCAGAGCACAAGAGGAAAAUGGGAGAGGGGUGGCCGAUUCCUGGUGUUUGACCAUGCUCCCUUCUCCUCUAUUCGGGGGGAAAAGUGUGAAAUGAAGCUACAUGGACCUCACAAAAACCUCUUCCGGCUCUUCCUGCUGCACAAUACGCAGGGCACCCAGGCCGAGUUCCUCUUCAGCACGGAGACUCAAAGUGAAAAGCUCCGAUGGAUCUCUGCCUUGGCCAUGCCAAGAGAGGAGUUGGACCUUCAGGAGUGUUAUGAUUCCCCACAAGUGCAGUGCCUUCGAGCCUACAAACCUCGAGAGAAUGAUGAGUUGGCUUUGGAGAAGGCAGAUGUGGUGAUGGUGACUCAACAAAGCAGUGAUGGCUGGCUGGAGGGCAUGAGACUCUCAGAUGGAGAGCGAGGCUGGUUUCCUGUGCAGCAGGUGGAGUUCAUUUCCAAUCCAGAGGUUCGUGCACGGAACCUGAAGGAAGCCCAGCGAGUCAAGACGGCCAAACUACAGCUGGUAGAACAACAGACCUAGCUGUUCUCUGGAAAGACUCCCGUGAGCUUAAGGACAAGUUGUUCUUGGAGAGGGCUGGCCCUACAACCCUGCAACAGGCCUUCUGUGGACCAAGAACUAGACCUUCUGAGAGCCCAAGAACAAAAUCCAACUACCAGUCGCUAGACACUACCCUGCUCUCCCACCGCCUCCAUUUUUGUGCUUUGUGCUUGGUUGGGGAUUUUGAGGGACUUUGCACCAGACUCUGGAAACAUGUUCUCAUAGGAAAAGGAUCCAGUGGGGCCUACACGAAGGAACUAUACUUCUACCAUUUAGUACUUAAGCAUUCUCUUCCAGAGUGCUGAUCCAGAGCUGGCCAGAGUAUCCAUUGUGGAUAUGGUAAACAGAAUCUGACUAAAGGGAGAAGUUUAAGAGGGAUUACCAUGUCAGCUGGGAGGGUCAACCUGGUGACUACUAAAGUAUCUUCCAAUCCUAAUGAUUUUCCAUGAUUGUUGGUAUGAGGUAGUGCAUGCGCAACUCGGGUCUACUGGUGGCAAUGUGAGGGGGAUUCUCUCACUCUAAUAAACUUGGCACUACUC
This is a messenger RNA of Pipistrellus kuhlii (Kuhl's pipistrelle), 5469 nucleotides long. RefSeq names its product Rho guanine nucleotide exchange factor 5 (gene ARHGEF5). Gene Ontology annotation, biological process: activation of GTPase activity; intracellular signal transduction. Gene Ontology annotation, cellular component: cytoplasm; nucleus. The transcript is spliced from 16 exons. Gene Ontology annotation, molecular function: protein binding; guanyl-nucleotide exchange factor activity. Bases 143 to 4912 code for a protein of 1589 amino acids. Lineage: Eukaryota; Metazoa; Chordata; Mammalia; Chiroptera; Vespertilionidae. The record is from RefSeq and is a predicted model, not a curated record.